UGAGACUGUCAGGCUGCUGUAAUGAAACACUCGGCCAGAAAGUCAGAGGAACUGAAGCGACCAGCUGCUUUCACAAGACUCAGUCAUCUCUCUGGAGUCUUCGUGGCGUCUGUCCCGGCCAGCGGAGGACCCCGACCACCUCACGCUGACGUCUCCAUGGUAACGCAGCGCUGACAGACAGAAAACGGAUCUGAAACGCUCCGAGGAUCCUCGACUGCUGCUGGAACACUUCACUGGAGUUCUCUUCUCCUCGUCCGUCUCUCUGAACAUUGAAUCAUGGUGGCCAACGACGUCAGCGUGACCUCUGACCCCGCAGGGCCCCGCCCGGCCGCCCGGCGCCGGAGUCCCUUCAACAGCAUCAAGUUCUUUGUGUUCUGCCACAGUCUGCUGCAGCUGGCUCAGCUCUUGGUGUCCGGCUACAUGAAGAGUUCCAUCUCCACCAUCGAGCGGCGUUACGGCCUGACCAGUCAGAAGUCGGGGCUCCUCGCCGCCUUCAACGAGGUGGGGAACACGGUCCUCAUCGUCUUCGUGAGUUUCUUGGGGAGUCGUGUCCACCGUCCUCGGUUCAUCGGGGGCGGGGCUCUGCUGGCCUGCCUCGCCUCGCUGCUCAUGGCCAUGCCGCACUUCCUGGGAGGAGCCUACGACUACACCGACCGCAUCAGCUCCCCCGGCGACAACAGCUCGGGGCUCUGCCAAUCAGAGAGCUCCGUCACCUCCUCGUCCAAUCAGAGCUGCAGCCAGCAGGAGAGCCCCGCCCAGCAGGGCGUCUACCCUCUGCUGCUGCUGGGGCAGCUGCUGCUGGGCAUCGGAGCCGUCCCCAUCCAGCCCUUCGGCAUCUCCUACAUCGACGACUUCGCCAGCAGGAAGAACUCCCCGCUCUACCUCGGCAUCCUGCUGGCUGUGACCUCCAUCGGUCCGGCCUUUGGCUUCAUCUCCGGUUCCCUCAUGCUGCGGUUCUACGUGGACUUUGACAAGUUGUCAGAAGACCAGAUCCAGCUGAACCACAAGGACCUGCGCUGGGUGGGGGCCUGGUGGCUCGGCUUCCUGGUGGCGUCCUGCCUCAUCUUCCUCGCCGCGCUGCCGUACCUCUUCUUCCCCAGAAACAUGCCCAAAGAGGACGCAGAAGAGGACGUGGAGUCCAAAGCGGACAGCAAAGAGCCUCAGACCUGCCAGGAAACCUCUCUGCUGCACUUCCUCAAAAGUUUCCCUCGUAUCGCCGUGCGGACCCUGAGGAGUCCCGUCUACCUGCUGGUGGUUCUGGCGCAGGUCAACCUGGCGGCGCUGCUGUCGGGCCUCGCCACCUUCAUGGCCAAGUUCAUCGAGAGGCAGUUCAGCCAGACCGUCUCCUUCUCCACCAUGAUGAUCGGAGGAGUUUGUAUCCCUCUGGCGGUGUUGGGAACCGUCCUUGGCGGCGUCCUGAUGAGGCGUUUGGGUCUGUCAGUCAGCGGCGCCAGCAGGUUGUGCACCGCCGCCAUCUUGCUCUGCCUGUUCUCGUCCACGCCGCUGCUGCUCCUUGGCUGCUCCACGCAGAAGGUCGCCGGGGUCUUUCCUCCCAGCGGUGGCUCGUUGUCGUGCAGCGCUGACUGUCGCUGUCCUCAGGACGCCUUUAAUCCGGUCUGCGGGUCGGAUGGCGUGGAGUUCAGGUCGCCGUGCCACGCCGGCUGCACCGACGUCAUGACAGACAACAACAACAAAGCCACAAACUACACUCUCUGCCGGUGUGUCGGCGGCGGUCCCGGCGGUCCCGGCAGUCCCGGCGGCCCCGUUGGUCCCGGCGGCUCGGCGUCUCCGGGGACGUGUGGCAGCGGCUGCUCCGGCCUCCUGCUGCCCUUCGUGGCGCUGCUCGGCCUCACCAGCUUCAUCGCCUCCUUCUCCCAGACGCCGUCCUACAUGAUGAUCCUCAGGACGGUGCCUCCUGAGGACAAGUCCUUUGCGGUGGGAGUCCAGUACAUGCUGUUCCGAGUCCUCGCGUUCAUGCCCGGCCCGGUGCUGUACGGCAGCAUCAUCGACACCACCUGCAUCCUUUGGGGUAAAAAGUGCGGCAAGGCCACUUCCUGUCAGUACUACGACCUGGACCGCUUCAGACAGAGGUUUCUGGGUCUCCAGGUGGUCUUUGUGUGCGGCGCGCUGCUCUGCUUCCUGCUGACCGUGGUCUUCCUGCGGCGGCGGCGGGCCGGGCGCCAGGAGCCACCGCCGGGGAGCAAAGGAGGCUACGAGCUGGUGAACGACUCGUCCAAAGAGAAAGAAGCGACGGGCAUCAAGACCUGAAGACGAACGCCACCGAGAGGACGCAGGGAGAAAGACCCGUCUGCAUUCUGAGGCCAACACUGUUUUAUAGCAUAUUUUUUUACUCUGCCGACACGUCCAGUGGGAUUACUGACUGUCUGUACAUAAGCUCAUCCAUAUAUUAGGAUCAAUAUACCGUGUAUACGCUGUUAUUAUACACUGAGUGGCUGCAGUUCCUCUAACGGCCACUGGGCGCUGCUCAGAGCAAACUCAAAGAGAAAACUCAGGAGAUUCAGAGCAAGACCUUCCGGACCUCUUCACACUGAAAUAUCUCAACAACUAUCGGACAGAUAGGCAUGGACGUGUUGUUCACUCAUUCAUGGUGCCCAGAGGAUGGAUUCUACCAACUUUGGUGAUCCUCUGACUCUUCCUCUAGCGCCACCGUCUGGUUAGAAUUAAGAUAUCGCCAGUACAACCAAUAUAUACAAUCCAGUCAAAUAUCUCAGCAUGUAUGUGAUGGAUUGGUGCAAAAUUUGGUGCAAUUGUUCAAUGUUCCAUGAGGGUAAAUUCUGCUGACUUUGGUGAUUCUCUGACUUUUCCUCUAGCGUCACCAUCUGGUUAAACUGUAAAAUGAGCCAAUAGUAUCAAUAAUAUCCAAUGAAAUGUUUUAAUGGCUUUGCACAUAAUUCGGUGCAAACAUUAAUGAUUCCAAGACAAUUAACUACUGACUUUAAUGUAGCGACAUCGAAUGGUCAGAAUUUUAAAUCUACAAUAUGAAAACAAUAAAUGUUCUCCAGUCAAAUAUCUCAGCAUCUACGUGUUGGAUUGGUGCAGAAUUUGGUGCAAUCAUUCAUUGUUCCAAGAGGAUAAAUUCUGCUGACUUUGGUGAUUCUCUGACGCUUCCUCUAGCGCCACCAUCUGGUUAAAAUUAUGAAAUCUCCAAUACAACCAAUAUAUACAAUCCAGUGAAAUAUCUCAACAUUAUCUUGAUGGAUCUGCACAUAAUUAAGUAAGAUUGCUUUCUGAUUUAUUUUUUUGUCUUCAUUAUCAAUAAAACAGAUUAAGUUUGAGAGAAACUUUCCCACACCGCAAUCAAAAAUGUUUUAAUGCAAAUAAAAUAAACUGAUGAUUGAAAAUCUGUUUUUGCAGAUCAAAAUGUUUUAUUUGCAAUUUGAAAAACAGGAGCAAUGAUCCCAGACUGUCACUCUAUUGAGCAAUAAGUAAUAAUAAGUAAUAUUUUUUUUAUUGCAGGGAGGAAAGUUCUGCUGUCGAACCUGUUUGUCUGUCAGUAAAGACAAAAUGUAACGGCUACUGAAAGUAAAAACAGAAAGUUUUGGAAGAAAGGAAAUGUAUCCAACUGACUCGGAUGAUCACCUGAUUUUUAAUCUUUAAUGUGUCCAAAACUUUGGUUCAUGACCGAAUUACCUGCAGAACUAAUCACAUUAUCACCAGCUAAAGCUGUUUACUGCUAAUCAGCAAAUAUAAGCAUUUUAACACUGAUGAUGCUGAUGAAUAUCCACAUUGUCAGUUUAGCAUUUAGCUGUGAGCUAAUCCAGGAUGGAUUGUAAAAAUGGGAAAAUUGCCAUGUUUAAAAGUUUUCACGACAGUUUUUGUGUGAAGAUGAAAAUACUAAAAUAAACAAUAUCUGUUCAAUCUAAUUCCACUCAACAACAGACUUUGGCUGAUGUGAUUCAUGUUUGUUUGGUUUUCAUGAAAUUAUUAAAUUGUCUGAUUAAAGUUGGAGUUUCGCAGGUGGUGUUGGUAGCUGUCAUAGAAAUAUUGUCACUUUGUACAGAUAUAACAAAAGGCUUUUUCUAUGAAAAUCACAUAUAUAUUUUUUAAGCAAAGAAAAUUUAUAAAACUUAUUUUAAUAAAACAUGUUUCAUCAUAAUAGUGAUUUUUUUGUUUUAUCCUGACAGACAUUAAAAACUAAAUUACAAAACUCUUGGAGAUCAUUUGUAAAAUGUUAUGAAAUGUCAUUGUGUUUAAUAUUUUUCAGUGUUUUUAUGAAAUGUAGUUUUCUAAAAAAACAACCUCUGGACCGCUGCAACAGCUCAGCCCCAAAGUCCUGAAAAAUAUCUCGAAGAAAAAAAAAUAUAUAGGGAAAUAAAAAUCAUGUCUUUUGGUUUUUCUAUGCUCUAAGUGUUGAUUAUUGGGCCGUGGUGUUCCUCAGGGUUCCAUCAUUGGCCCCUUGUUGUUCUGUAAAGACAUGCUGUUUUUUUACAGGUUGUAUACAGGUUGUUGUUGUUGUUGUUUAUGAAUCAGAAACUGUGAGAGUCUCUCAAACUUUAAGCCAGUCUCAAUAAAUCUCUGAACA
This is a messenger RNA of Centropristis striata (black sea bass), 4543 nucleotides long. It is a transcript of the gene slco2b1, whose product is annotated as solute carrier organic anion transporter family, member 2B1. Gene Ontology annotation, cellular component: membrane. Lineage: Eukaryota; Metazoa; Chordata; Actinopteri; Perciformes; Serranidae. The transcript has 16 exons. Gene Ontology annotation, molecular function: protein binding; bile acid transmembrane transporter activity. The record is from RefSeq and is a predicted model, not a curated record. Gene Ontology annotation, biological process: transmembrane transport; bile acid and bile salt transport; sodium-independent organic anion transport. Bases 277 to 2268 code for a protein of 663 amino acids.